AUGAACGGUAAGGGCGCCGCCUAUGCGUCCAUAGCGCUUUCCGUCGGUGCCACGGUGAUGAUAGUCCUUCUGGCCACCCGUCUCUCCUCAAAGAUCGGAGAGAUAUCUGAAGAACUCGAACGUGACAUGCGGGACUUCAAGGAGUUGGAAAAGCAAGCCUCAGUCCACGUACGUGUGGCCCGUUCUGCACGAAAACACAUUGCCCAUCCUCAUGGCAAAACACAACCUCGACGUAAUAGACAAGCAUCAGGACAGUGCCAAUGCAACGGUGACAACGCCUGCCCACCUGGACCGGCUGGUCUUCCAGGACAGGCAGGAGAGGACGGAACGCCCGGUUUGCCAGGUCCACGUGGAGCUCCAGGUGUGGCUGGUAAUGCUCCCCCUGUCGCUGUGGAUUGGAUUAGAAAGUGCAGAAUCUGCCCUAAUGGUCCUCCUGGCCCACCAGGUCCACCAGGUCUACAAGGUCGACCUGGUAUGGAUGGACCAAAUGGAGCUGGAUACGAUUCGUCGGCGCCAGGCCAACCAGGACGACCAGGACUACCCGGAGAAGCUGGAACUCCAGGCACUCCGGGCAAACAUGGACCACCAGGUGAUCGUGGAGCAGAUGGAACACUUGGAGGAAAGGGACCGACUGGUCCUGCUGGACAACCUGGAUCUCCUGGAGUACCUGGUCCACCCGGUGAGAAUGGUCCACCAGGCAGGGAUUCGAUGAUGGGAGGACCGGGUCCAGCUGGCCCUCAAGGGGCGGCAGGUGAUACUGGAAUGCCUGGAAUGCCGGGACAACCAGGGCAGCAUGGUGGUCCUGGAAAGGAUGCCCAUUACUGUCCUUGUCCACAUCGUUCUACUGUUGUGGGUACCAUGGCCGGUACCCAUGCACGAGGCCGUGCACGUACACAUGUCAUUCGAAAGGUCAAGAAGGUUAAGAAGGCCUAA
Molecule: messenger RNA, 933 nt
Organism: Haemonchus placei
Lineage: Eukaryota; Metazoa; Nematoda; Chromadorea; Rhabditida; Trichostrongylidae
Source: the annotation of a GenBank genome assembly